Protopolystoma xenopodis is the source of this 624-nucleotide messenger RNA. NCBI's taxonomy places the organism in Eukaryota, Metazoa, Platyhelminthes, Monogenea, Polystomatidea, Polystomatidae. The record is from the annotation of a GenBank genome assembly.
CAAAUGUCGCUAGUAUCACCUGAAAGGAUCACUGUUGCAUCAAGUCAGCCGGCCUCUAAGCGAGCGCGCCGAUUUUCAUCGACCUGUAAAAACACCUGUUGCUCUGUCGCCACGUCGGCCUUGGAACCUGGCACCACCGGCCGAUUAUUUUGUUCUCCUAAACGGCCAGCAACUUAUCGCGGUCGUCGAAGGAUACCUGGUCUAUCUGUCACCACUGGUGACCCAAAAAGUUUGAAUGUUCAGUCUCCUGAUCAGACACACCCGAACCUGAUACAUCCUCGUCGAGCACUUCGCUCUAAUCUUUCACCUCUUCCUCUGGGCUUUGUGACCAAUCUCUCUGCACAUCAGCAAUCGCCAGUUACCGACGCAAAACUAGCAGAGAAAUUUGUCGUCACAAAGGUCAAGAACAACAGCACUACUUCUCCUUUUGCUGGCUCCCCUUGUUAUUUAGAUGGUGCCAAUAAGGAAAAUGCUGGCUCUCUUGGACGUCCGGCCGGCCGGUGCUCAUUUGGAGGGCGAAUGCCUCUUGAGAAACCGGCCCCAUCACCUUAUGCCCCUCUGCAUGUUUUCAAACGCUCGGGUAGCUAUAAAAUGUCAGUGGUAACUCCUAUAUCCUAUUAUUAA